Dipodomys ordii (Ord's kangaroo rat) is the source of this 1061-nucleotide messenger RNA. RefSeq names its product semaphorin-4D-like. Gene Ontology annotation, molecular function: semaphorin receptor binding; chemorepellent activity. The record is from RefSeq and is a predicted model, not a curated record. Gene Ontology annotation, biological process: positive regulation of cell migration; semaphorin-plexin signaling pathway; ossification involved in bone maturation. The annotation marks the transcript as partial. Lineage: Eukaryota; Metazoa; Chordata; Mammalia; Rodentia; Heteromyidae. The transcript has 8 exons.
AAGUAGAACUGAUGCAGUUUCAUGAGCCAGGCAUAUCCAACUACUCAGAGCUGCUGCUGAACAAGUACCAGGACAUAUUGUAUGUGGGUGCCCAGGAGGCCAUCUUUGCACUGAAUGCACUCAACAUCUCCCAGAAGCAGCUGGAGGUACACUGGAAGGCCUCAGAUGAGACAAAAGCAGACUGCAUAGAAAAAGGCAGAUCAAAAGAGAAAGAAUGCUUCAACUAUGUUCGAGUGUUGCAGCACUUAACAUAUGAUACCCUGUAUGUGUGUGGGACCAAUGCAUUCAAGCCCACAUGUGACUAUGUGAACUUAACAGCCUUUGACUUUUUGUGGAUAAAGAAAGAUGGCAGAGGAAAAUGUCCCUUUGACCCUACACACACUUAUACAUCUACCAUGGUAGAUGGAGAGCUUUACGCUGGGACCACAUACAAUUUUUUGGGAAGCGAGUUCAUAAUCUCCAGAAACUAUUUCUAUAGUCAUCUGCAAACAGAGUCUGACAUCCCAUGGCUACAUGAGCCUAACUUUGUCCAUGCUGAUGUGAUAAGAAAUAGCCCUUUUGACAACAAGGAUGAUGGUGACAAGGUGUACUUCUUCUUCACUGAAUUGUCUGUGGAGUAUGACUUCCUUCUCAACUUACAGGUCCCCCGCAUUGCAAGAGUGUGUGUGCUCAAGGUCAUUCUUACCAUGUUCCCACAGCUGCUGGAGAAUCUCGAAACCCCUCAGAAUACACAGAACAGCAAGUUUGUCUACGCCAGCUCCAACUCAGGAGUGGUCCAGGUUCCUCUGGCCUUCUGUAGGAAGCACAGCAGCUGUGGGGAGUGUGUGCUGGCGCGGGACCCCUACUGCGCCUGGAGCCCCUCUGAGCAUGCCUGUGUGGCUCUCUCUGAGGCUCUGAACUGCACCAGGAGCCCUGCUACUCAGGAAGAAGCCCAGUUGAAUUUUUCUGACCUAGAGCACAGUAUAAAUGAGUUGGUGAAGUUCAUGAGCUUCUCCCAGCAGAAUGGGAAGCAGUCAGAGCCAGCCCUGGACACCAUCACCAGCAAUGCCUCCACUGACUGA